AUGAACAACAAUAAUUUUCAACAGAACUUUAGAAUAGUCCAUAAAAUAGGAGAGGGGGCAUUUAGUACAGUGUACUUGGCAGAAAGGGAAGAGGGUAGAGGAAAGGUUGCAAUUAAGAAAAUUACACGUACCACGGCCUCUGGCAGGAUAGCUAAUGAACUUAAAAUUCUAAUGAGUCUGCAGGGAAUGAAGAAUGUUAUUGAAAUCAUUGACAUUUACCGGGAAGAAAAGGAAAUAUGCAUUGCAUUCCCAUAUAUAGAAAUGACUGACUUUAAAGAGAUGAUUAUAAAAUCAACCAUAUCAGAUAUAAAGUACUAUAUGUUUGAGCUGCUAACGGCCAUACAGGGCGUUCAUUCACAGAAUAUCAUCCACCGUGAUAUAAAGCCAAGCAACUUUCUGUAUAACUUACAGACAAAGACUGGGUGCUUAAUUGACUUUGGGCUUUCUCAGAGAAUAGAAAAAAAGGAAGGGGGCGAGGAUGCAAAGGAAGAAAGUGCUAAAAGAAGAAUGUUCUUUUUUAGCUCGCACAUAUGCGGGCAGAAUAAGCCUGUAAUGCCCAAAGCGCCUGGAUAUAUUGUUAGAGACACCCGGCCAACAAUGACAGCAUCUCGAUCAGGUACUCGUGGAUUUAAAGCCCCAGAGGUGUUAUUUCGGGUCGAAGCACAAAGCACUGCAAUUGACAUAUGGAGUGCCGGGGUGAUUCUUCUGUCUCUUUUAUGCAGAAAGUAUCCGUUCUUUACCUCUAAGGAUGAUAUAAAUACGUUGGUGGAGAUAGGAAGUAUAUUCGGAGAUGAAGAGAUGAGAAAAGCUGCAAAGUUUUACAAAAGAAUAUGGAAAAGCAAUAUAGAAGCGUGCAUGCAUCCGGCAGUUUCCUUUCAGAAAAUAGUAGAGAUAGCAAAUAAGAAGGAUGCGCAGUUUCCAAGUUCUGUCUUUGACCUGCUAGAAAAGAUGCUUAGGCUAAAUUCAUCUGAGAGAAUAACAGCAGAUGAAGCACUUCGGCACAAAUUUUUUAGCGAUUAACAUACUCCAAUAAGUAUCUGUGCAUAUUCGGGCUAUUACUUUAUUAUCAGU
Nematocida parisii ERTm1 is the source of this 1071-nucleotide messenger RNA. RefSeq names its product CDC7 protein kinase. The transcript has a single exon. Lineage: Eukaryota; Fungi; Microsporidia. The record is from RefSeq and is a predicted model, not a curated record. The coding region runs from base 1 to 1020 and encodes 339 amino acids. Gene Ontology annotation, biological process: protein phosphorylation; mitotic DNA damage checkpoint signaling. Gene Ontology annotation, molecular function: ATP binding; protein serine/threonine kinase activity. Gene Ontology annotation, cellular component: nucleus.